AUGCACUCGGCUUCCAGUAUGCUGGGAGCGGUGAAGAUGGAAGGGCACGAGCCGUCCGACUGGAGCAGCUACUACACCGAGCCCGAGGGCUACUCCUCGGUGAGCAACAUGAACGCCGGCCUGGGGAUGAACGGCAUGAACACGUAUAUGAGCAUGUCGGCGGCCGCCAUGGGCAGCGGCUCGGGCAACAUGAGCGCCGGCUCCAUGAACAUGUCGUCGUACGUGGGCGCGGGCAUGAGCCCGUCCCUGGCGGGCAUGUCCCCCGGGGCGGGAGCCAUGGCCGGGAUGAGCGGCUCGGCCGGGGCGGCCGGCGUGGCGGGCAUGGGGCCGCACCUGAGCCCGAGCCUGAGCCCGCUAGGGGGGCAGGCGGCUGGGGCCAUGGGCGGCCUGGCGCCCUACGCGAACAUGAACUCCAUGAGCCCCAUGUACGGGCAGGCGGGCCUGAGCCGCGCGCGCGACCCCAAGACGUACCGGCGCAGCUACACGCACGCCAAGCCGCCCUACUCAUACAUCUCGCUCAUCACCAUGGCCAUCCAGCAGAGCCCCAACAAGAUGCUGACGCUGAGCGAGAUCUACCAGUGGAUCAUGGACCUCUUCCCCUUCUACCGGCAGAACCAGCAGCGCUGGCAGAACUCCAUCCGCCACUCGCUGUCCUUCAACGACUGCUUCCUCAAGGUGCCCCGCUCGCCCGACAAGCCCGGCAAGGGCUCCUUCUGGACCCUGCACCCCGACUCGGGCAACAUGUUCGAGAACGGCUGCUACCUGCGCCGCCAGAAGCGCUUCAAGUGCGAGAAGCAGCUGGCCCUGAAGGAGGCCGCGGGCGCCGCGGGCGGCGGCAAGAAGGCGGCCGCCGCCGCCGGGGCCCAGGCCUCGCAGGGUCCGCUCGGAGAGGCGGCCGCCGGGCCGGCUCCCGAGACUCCGGCGGGCACCGAGUCGCCCCACUCAAGCGCCUCCCCGUGCCAAGAGCACAAGCGAGGGGGCCUCGGGGAGCUGAAGGGGACGCCGGCCUCGGCGCUGAGCCCCCCGGAGCCGGCGCCCUCGCCCGGGCAGCAGCAGCAGCAGGCCGCGGCCCACCUGCUGGGCCCUCCGCAUCACCCGGGCCUGCCGCCCGAGGCCCACCUGAAGCCGGAGCACCACUACGCCUUCAACCACCCCUUCUCCAUCAACAACCUCAUGUCGUCAGAGCAGCAGCACCAUCACAGCCAUCACCACCACCAGCCCCACAAAAUGGACCUCAAGGCCUACGAACAGGUGAUGCACUACCCCGGCUACGGGUCCCCCAUGCCGGGAAGCCUGGCCAUGGGCCCGGUCACGAACAAAGCGGGCCUGGAUGCCUCGCCCCUGGCCUCAGACACCUCCUACUACCAGGGCGUGUACUCCCGGCCCAUUAUGAACUCCUCGUAA
Molecule: messenger RNA, 1404 nt
Organism: Budorcas taxicolor (takin)
Lineage: Eukaryota; Metazoa; Chordata; Mammalia; Artiodactyla; Bovidae
Gene: FOXA2
Product: forkhead box A2
Exons: 2
Coding region: 1-1404 (467 amino acids)
Biological process (GO): regulation of transcription by RNA polymerase II; cell differentiation; anatomical structure morphogenesis
Molecular function (GO): RNA polymerase II cis-regulatory region sequence-specific DNA binding; protein domain specific binding; transcription factor binding
Source: RefSeq, a predicted model, not a curated record